UCUGUCUUGGGGAUAUUAAUGACAUCUUCUCUGGUGGCGACUGCUGUCCAGCUGUUCUGCAAAACUGGAGCUUUCAGGGUAGCAGGACUUAAUGUAAAUGAAAGCAGAGGAAACUGUCGGCUGCACUGUGGUCCAACCAAUAGCAGCACAGCUCCAUCUUGGCUGUGCACUAGACUGCGUUACAAACAGACGAUACCAUCGCUUCAACAGCAUCCUCCCAGACAAGAGUUUCAAAGGAGAACACAAGAAGUGAAGUCUCUAAGAAUGGCUUCUAAUCACUGGAAUGAAACUACUACAUCUGUUUAUCAGUACCUUGGUUUUCAAGUUCAGAAAAUCUACCCAUUUCAUGAUAACUGGAAUACUGCCUGUUUUGUCAUCCUGCUUUUGUUUAUAUUCACUGUGGUAUCCUUAGUAGUACUGGCUUUCCUUUACGAAGUGCUUGACUGCUGCUGCUGUGCAAAAAACAAAACGGUGAAAGAUCUGAAGAGUGAACCUAACCCUCUCCAAAGUAUGAUGGACAACAUCAGAAAACGUGAAACUGAAGUGGUCUAGACGACAGAAGAUGAAUAAAACCUUCAACAGCCUUUAACAUCUUCUGAGGAAAAAAGUUCCUGAUUAUAAAGUUCCUGUUAGAACACUGAUUCUGACUUUGAAUGGUUAAGAUUUAUAGUAAAAGCAAAAGACACGUAUUCACUUUGUGUA
Molecule: messenger RNA, 702 nt
Organism: Dipodomys spectabilis (banner-tailed kangaroo rat)
Lineage: Eukaryota; Metazoa; Chordata; Mammalia; Rodentia; Heteromyidae
Gene: Smim18
Product: small integral membrane protein 18
Exons: 3
Coding region: 19-552 (177 amino acids)
Source: RefSeq, a predicted model, not a curated record